Messenger RNA from Cololabis saira (Pacific saury), 984 nucleotides. RefSeq names its product olfactory receptor 11A1-like. The transcript has 2 exons. Bases 13 to 984 code for a protein of 323 amino acids. Gene Ontology annotation, molecular function: G protein-coupled receptor activity; olfactory receptor activity. Lineage: Eukaryota; Metazoa; Chordata; Actinopteri; Beloniformes; Belonidae. Gene Ontology annotation, biological process: G protein-coupled receptor signaling pathway. The record is from RefSeq and is a predicted model, not a curated record. Gene Ontology annotation, cellular component: membrane.
UUUAUGUUGUAAAUGUGUAGUUAUUUCCAGCUUAAAACCGAGACCAUGAAGAACUCCACUCAGGUUUCAUAUUUCACUCUGGCCGCUUACUUUGAUACCAAGAACUUUAAAUAUUUAUUGUUCAUGAUUAUUGUGAUUUUAUAUGCAAUCAUCAUCUGUGGUAACGUUCUGCUCAUUGUGGUCAUCUGCUGUAACCGAAGUCUCCAUGAACCCAUGUACAUGUUCCUGGUCAGCCUGUUUGUGAACGAGCUGUACGGCAGCACCGGCUUGUUUCCUAUGCUGCUGGUUCAGAUCUUGUCUGAUGUUCACACCGUUUCUGUUCCCCUCAGUUUCCUGCAGGUCUUUUGUGUUCAUACUUAUGGGAGUGUUGAAUUUACUAACUUAGCUGUCAUGUCUUAUGACAGAUAUGCUGCCAUCUGUUUUCCUCUGCAGUACAGCGCACUGAUGACAGUGAAGAAAGUUGCUCUUCUAGUUGCAGCUGCUUGGUUAACAGUUUUUCUUUUAAUAGGUAUCGCAAUAUCUUUGAGUUUCUCUUUGCAGUUCUGUGGGAACGUCAUUGACAAAGUCUACUGUGAUAACUACUCUCUGGUGAAACUUGCAUGCUCUGACACCAAAGUAAACAACAUUUAUGGACUCAUUGUAUCCGCUUUCAUUAUCUGUGCUCCAGUUAUUUUCAUCCUUUACAGCUACAUGAGGAUCCUAAAAGUGUGUUAUUUUGGCUCCAAAGAGACCCGACACAAAGCCGUCAGCACCUGCACGCCUCACCUGGUGUCUCUGAUCAACUUCUCCGUUGGUGCUUUCUUUGAGAUCUUACAGAGCAGGUUUGACAUGAGCAGAGUUCCCAACAUGCUGCGAAUCUUUCUGUCCCUAUACUUUCUGACGUGUCAACCUCUCUUUAACCCCGUACUUUACGGCCUGAAAAUGUCCAAAAUACGUAACCUAUGUAAAAGCCUGAUUCAGCGUUCUGUGGGGGGAAGAAAAUAA